Messenger RNA from Thunnus maccoyii (southern bluefin tuna), 2187 nucleotides. It is a transcript of the gene sfxn2, whose product is annotated as sideroflexin 2. The record is from RefSeq and is a predicted model, not a curated record. Gene Ontology annotation, cellular component: mitochondrial inner membrane. Lineage: Eukaryota; Metazoa; Chordata; Actinopteri; Scombriformes; Scombridae. The transcript is spliced from 12 exons. Gene Ontology annotation, molecular function: monoatomic ion transmembrane transporter activity. Gene Ontology annotation, biological process: serine import into mitochondrion; monoatomic ion transport. The coding region runs from base 437 to 1399 and encodes 320 amino acids.
UUUUUCUUUAAAAAAGUAUGGAGGACCAGUUUAGCUCUUAGCUGCCUGUGAAUGUAUCACAUGUAGGCCGGUUAAACUUCUACGUGUUUCCUUCUCUUGACAGUUCUUGCCCACAGACGUUUCAAUAAGUUACAGUUCACACAUGUGUUUCAUUUCUCCGUUCAUACAUGUGUUUUGUUUAUACACACAGAAGCAAAUGUUUGUUGUUUUCACCGGGAGCUGCCCCAGCUCGUGAUUGGAGGACUGCGUGCCACGUGCACAUUUCUUUACUAUGCCACACGAGCACAUUUUGAGUACUGACAGGUUACUCUGCUGGGCAGCUGAGGAGUCUCGUAAAGAUUUCGACUGCAGCUGCUGAGAAGCCUUUUGGAGCGUAAAUAGCUGCUGUUGAGACUUUUUAAUGAAUUAAUUUUGGGACUGCUGUUUAACAACCACGAUGGCUUUGAGUUCAUUCGACAUCGACGCACCACAAUGGGAUCAGUCCACGUUUAUGGGCCGACUGAAACACUUCUUCAACAUCACAGACUGUCGAACGGCGAUCUUGCCUGACUCACGUCUGGAUGAGGCCAAAGCUUUAGUAGAAAGCUGCAGGGCAGGAUCCGUUCCCCCCGGCACCACAGAGGAGCAGCUCCACUAUGCUAAGAAGCUGUACGACUCGGCCUUCCACCCGGACACCGGAGACCGCAUGAACAUCAUCGGCCGAAUGUCCUUCCAGGUCCCCGGAGGCAUGGCCAUCACCGGCUUCAUGCUGCAGUUCUACAGGACAGUUCCUGCUGUGGUGUUCUGGCAGUGGGUGAAUCAGUCCUUCAAUGCUCUGGUCAACUACACCAACCGCAACGCUGCCUCACCCAUCACUCCAAAGCAGAUCGGAGUAGCCUACGUUACAGCAACCAGCACAGCUUUAGCAACAGCAGUCGGACUCAACCUCUACACAAAGAAAGCUCCUCCUCUCAUCGCUCGCUGGGUUCCUUUUGCAGCGGUGGCCGCAGCCAACUGUGUUAACAUUCCCAUGAUGAGGCAACAAGAAAUCCUGAACGGCAUUGCUGUCACAGAUGAAAACGGCAACAAACUGGGCCACUCUAAGAAAGCUGCAAUAAAAGGCAUCACGCAGGUGGUCGUCUCACGGAUCACCAUGGCCGCACCAGGAAUGAUCAUCCUUCCCAUCAUCAUGCAGAGGCUGGAAAAAUACAAGUUCAUGCAGAGAAUCACGUAUCUCCACGGACCAAUUCAAGUGAUGAUGGUGGGAGUGUUUUUGAUCUUCAUGGUGCCGGCUGCCUGCUCGCUGUUCCCUCAGAGAUGCUCUAUGGCUGUGUCGAAGCUGGAGCCCGAGCUGAGAGACUCCAUCAUGACUCAGUACGGAGACGGCGUACAACGUGUCUACUUCAACAAAGGCCUCUGAGGCUCAUUAGUAUUAAUCUAGUCAAUACACACAGAGUGAAUACAUACGUGUUUAUGUAGUUUGUCUUUAUUUUUCUAGUUGUCAGUUAUGAGGGGUGAUAAUGAAAUGCUCAUUCCCAAAUCGGUGCUUAACGGGAACUAGUUGUGGGACGUUUGAUUAAUCAUGUCACACUUUAUUUUUUAUCAGCUCGUCUCUUUUUGGCUCUAAAUUUCUAUUUUCUGAUUUCUUAUAAUGAAGCAGAUACGAAGGGCAUUAUGAAAUCCUGUUGAGAAACCAAAUGAUCUUUUCUCAGGAACUGUGCUUUAGUUUGCCACAUUAAAACUCUUUUUUUUCUGUGUUACUUCAUGGUUUGUUUGGCUCAUCUGCAGCUGUUUUACUGUUUCAACUCUCUGUAAUGGUGCUGUUUUCUGUCUGCAAAGCUCCCUUUUCAAUCUGUGCCUUCUACUAAGUGGCAGGGGCAACAACACUGCUGGUUUUUCUGUUUUUUUUUUGGAUUUUUUUUUUAAACUGAUGUUAAAACCAGAAGCUACUUCUAUGCACGGUUUACAGGAAGUGACAUUUAUGAGCGUGGAUGAACAGUCUGAAACGGUGAUUGAGUGAGAGGCUGACGUGUGAUUAAAGGUGGAGGAUACCGCCCUCUUCUGCCAGAAUCGAGGUAGAGGUCUUGAGACUCGUGUGCGUGAUUUAUCUUGAGAGGUUUGAAUCAUUUCAGUGUGUAAAACUCAGAUUUGUGCCACAGUCGUCAGGAUGAGAUGGAAUAAAACCACACAAAUAUUCGAAAAUCAGAA